UUUGUUUAACGUCGCCAUGAAGUUAUUUUUUAGUGUGGUAGCCCUUCUCGUAUGCCUAACUAGACAAAGUUUUGGCCAAUUGCAAAAUGAGCAGGUGCUGGCAGUGCUGAAAGCUAGCGGAGAUGAUCCAAAAACUCCACUGCUUGUGCUUUCAAAUCCCACAGCAAGGCCAACAUUUGGAGAGUCAAUAAAAUCGGAGCAGGAUAUUGAGACCACACUACUUCCAGAUCCGGCAACCACUAUUUCACCAGCCAGUUUUCCAACGGCUUCCAUAGAGAAGCGGAAGAAAAAAACAGGACCUUCUCAGAAGCAGAAAGCUGGCCUGAAUCAUGAACCAAAACAGACAUUUUCCGUGCAGAACCUAUUGCAGAUGCCCGGAAUGUGGGAGAGCUCCCCAAUUAUUGACCAGGGACCAAUGAAUACCCUAUCCGCCCAACCAGUCUUCUAUCCUUUUCCAGUUUAUGUACCAUAUCCGAUGCCGUUAAUGAUGAACCCACAGAUGCACCUGAUGAGCAGACCGUCGAAGGAUAAAGUGGAUGACGAAAUCUCUAUGGGCUCCAAUGAGAUGAUGAGCGCAAAUCUACUUAGAAGCUCUUGCCAGCCAGACAACGGGUCUGCUUGGCAGAAGAUUAUCAAGAAUCGAGUAAAACCAGUCAUCCAGGAUGGCCAGAAAAUUUGGAGAGGAAAAUGGCGAAAGUCAACGACAACUUCUACUUCUUCUUCUACUUCUACUUCUACAACUACCACAACUGAAACUCCUGGCACAAUGCCAACUGAGUCAAUAUGAUAGCUGUCGGAUAGCAGAAACCAAAGCGAUACUACCAAUGAAAAGAAUUAG
Messenger RNA from Drosophila erecta, 838 nucleotides. RefSeq names its product rho GTPase-activating protein gacF. The record is from RefSeq and is a predicted model, not a curated record. Lineage: Eukaryota; Metazoa; Arthropoda; Insecta; Diptera; Drosophilidae. The transcript is spliced from 2 exons.